This is a messenger RNA of Toxorhynchites rutilus septentrionalis, 3113 nucleotides long. It is a transcript of the gene mio, whose product is annotated as GATOR complex protein MIOS. Lineage: Eukaryota; Metazoa; Arthropoda; Insecta; Diptera; Culicidae. Gene Ontology annotation, molecular function: protein binding. Gene Ontology annotation, cellular component: cytoplasm. Gene Ontology annotation, biological process: positive regulation of TORC1 signaling; cellular response to amino acid starvation. The coding region runs from base 285 to 2843 and encodes 852 amino acids. The record is from RefSeq and is a predicted model, not a curated record. The transcript is spliced from 6 exons.
CCAACCUCAUUGCACCAGUGGGCUCACUUCACGCUCACCUCCCCUCUUUUGUAAUCAAACUGUCAAAAUCACAUGCGCUCCGUGUGUUGUUUUGUACACCCCGUGGCAAAACAAAAACAAAAUUCAUUCUUAUCAGUGCCCGUAUUGUCCGAGUUUGUAGUGAAUCACAUUAGUCUUUAGUCGAGAAAGUGAAAUAUUUUCUGUGUAAUCUUCUCCUGUAGAAAGUGUAUUAUGCUUCUUCAACCAAGUCUUGUGUAAAUCUGUAUGUGUCGAGCGAACUUACAAUGACCCAAACCGUUGUCGAGCUGCACUGGUUCCCGAGGUAUCCGGACCGUUUCCUGACGGCAGCCGGCUCGGAAAUCAAUCUUUAUCAGGUGAAAAGUCGAGAUCUUAUCGAUCAUACCGUUAACACAAAUAUUAAUUUGGAUAUCUCGAAAAACACCACUGCCACGUUGAUUGCCUUCGAGACGCGAUAUCAAUUCAUCCGCUCGGUAGCCCCUUCGUAUCAUGCCUCGGGGGAAAUCUUGUUCGCUGCAGGUUUACCCAACGGAAAGGUAGCCUUGUGUAAUUUUGCGUCCGAAAAUAAUGUUGAGUUCACACCAAGAGUGUCACGACCGUGUACUUGCAUCGCCUGGAGCGAGUUGGAGCCUAAUCUCAUCGCAAUGGGACACGAUCGGCAUCGGUCGGAUCAUUGUAUCACCAUUUGGGACACGGAGCGUGGCGUCCCCAAUCAGUCAUCGAUUCUUCAACUGAUUGGUUUAUCGGAGACGGCCCAUUCGCUUUGUUGGGAUCGAACAUUUCCGCAGGUGAUGAUCGCGGGAAUGAGCCAUAAGUACAUAAAAAUGAUGGAUUUCAGACAAAAUCCUUCCACUGUGACCGUUGCUAACGCUCGCACCGUCAAUGGUCUCUGCAUUGCCCCGAACGGUCGAUAUUUGGCUAGUUAUGUGGACAACGUAAUUAAUCUGUGGGAUCUUCGGUCACUCGAUAAGGCUAUCAGCCAGAUCCAGAUGCAGAAGAACAUCACCCAUCUGUCCUGGUGCCCGACGCGUUCCUCGGUACUGACCACCUUACAGCGAGAUUCGCCGUUGAUUAACCUCAUCGACCUCCACUGGCCGGGUUCGGAGAUGGAUGGCGGAGAUCCGCAUUCGAUCAAACGCUUUGUUUCACCAUUCCAGGCCAGGAAUGGUAGCCGAAUACCCACUGUGGGUUACAUUUCCUGGCACCCGUAUGAGUUGGAACGGAUGCUGGCACUGUCUGGGACGGGGACAAUUUGUGACUAUAAGAUUCCGCAACGGGUGGCCAUCUCGUGGGAUAACAACAACAAUUUGUACGGUAAUAACGGAAACGAGUUGCGACAGUUCACAUCGCCUUCGCCCCCUUCGACGCCCGCUGACUCGUUGAAUCAGUGGGAUUGUGGUAUCGAUAGCUAUGAGGAGGAUAUUGCGGAACUGAUUCAGAAAAGGGCGCUGAACAGCUACGGGUUGGCGACGGAAAUGCACCAUAACGGUGAACUGGCGGGUAAUGCAAACCUCAAAGGGGUUUGGCGCAUGCUUGGGCAUAUGAUUAUGGAAGAUUGCAAGCUUGGUUUGAACACUAUUUUGGGAGUUUGUAGCGCUCCAGAUGGACCGGCGAUGUCACGAUCGGAUCCGGUUAUGAUGAAGUGGGUGGAUUUCAGCAUCGGCAGUGGUUUGGUGGUCUAUAGAAGCGAACACAGAGACACAGCUCAGCUGCUCUGCGGAUGGAUGUUUGACCGGAAUAAGGAGAGUUCAUUCCAAAGUUUCAUAGAUGAUCUUUGUGCGAAUAAAGAGUACACCAGAGCUGCGUUGAUUGCAUGCUUCCACUUCAGGAUUAAGCAUGCCAUUGAAAUACUCGGUAAAGGAGCUGAGCAGUCAACCGAUCCGAGUUCGUUGCUGCGGGUCGCGGCCAUAGGCCUUUCGGGAUUUAGCGCAGAGCGCACCGGAUUGUGGCGCAAGCAAUGCGGAGCUGCCAGAACGCAAAUUGAUGAUCCGUAUCUUCGUUGCAUGUUCUCCUUUCUGGCUCAUGAAAAAGAUGGUUUCGAAACCGUCACAAACGAGACCGAAAUAUCACUGAGCGAUCGAAUGGCCUUUGCCUGCAAUUUCUUGUCGGACCUCAAACUUGCUGAGUACAUCAAAGGGAUGAUUGCAAACUGCGUCGAGGUGGGAGACUUGAACGGAUUGCUGCUCACCGGGGCAACCAAUGAUGGAAUAAGGCUUCUGCAGAGCCAUCUGGAUCGCACCGAAGACGUUCAAACGAUAGCCCUGAUCGCGGCCCGCUUUCUCACGUCCGAUCUACUAACGGAUUACCGUGUUCAGUACUGGAUCUCAACCUAUCGUGACUUGCUGGACAUUUGGGGGCUGUGGGAGCAACGCGCACAACUCGAUAUCGCGCUCGGACGAAUUCGUUCUCCUCCGCGAAACUCCCGCUCUGUUUUCCUGCUGUGUAACUUCUGCGGUAAAAAUGUAUCGAUGGCAUUGCAGGAGGAAGCCCGGUUGAGGAGUAAUGCUGCCGUUAUGCACAAAUUGUCCUGCUGUCCGAACUGUCGUAAGCCACUGCCAAGAUGUGCACUUUGUUUGCUGCAUAUGGGCACAACGAUGGGUGCUAUUUCACAGGGUCACGCCACCCAGGGCCAGAUUGGGUGGCAAUCGAAACCCUUUUCGAAGUGGUUCUCCUGGUGUCAAACCUGCAGACACGGUGGCCAUACCGAGCAUCUGGCGGAGUGGUUCAGUGAAAACACCGAAUGCCCGGUUACAUCCUGUAAUUGCAAGUGUUACGCCAAAGAUCUCCCGGUGCCGCAGUAUCCGCGCGAUGAAGACCUCUCCUGAUACCAGCUAGCUACGUUGUUCUGAGAACAGACUUGCAAUUCUCGCCUCCAAUAGACGAACAAACACAAGAAAUCCGCUGAAAGGCACGGUAAAUGGUUACAUUUGAUUUGUUAGUUAGUUUUUAUGUUUUUUCCUGUACAAAUCAUGCGUUAGUGUUGAAAUUUUGCUUUCCUGCUGCUGUUUUUUUUUCCAAUAGAUCGUUUUGAUACUUUCUUUUCGAUGGUUCUCCUCUGUAGGGUCAAGUCAUAAUAAUAAAAAAUGCUAUUCUGA